This is a messenger RNA of Brassicogethes aeneus, 2200 nucleotides long. NCBI's taxonomy places the organism in Eukaryota, Metazoa, Arthropoda, Insecta, Coleoptera, Nitidulidae. The record is from the annotation of a GenBank genome assembly.
UAUAAAAUCUAUAUACAUCUAUAAAAAUAAAAUAAACAUCAAUGCACAUUCGAAUAAACCGCCAUCCUUAGCACGCGAACGUAGUACUAGAUGGCGCUACACAGUUUUAGCUGACAGUGGGUAUUGCAGAUUGCGUUCUAUGGUAUGUUUUGUGACGCCAUUUUUUAUGCGUAGAUUAGAUUGGCUUUAUGGCAGUUUUGUUACGCGAUUUUAGUGUAAUUUAUGUUUUGUGAUUUAAAUAAUUUACCUAAAUGUUAUUAUACUACCUAUAUAUAAUAAUUAUAGUGAUGUUUUGAAACAAAGGUUGAAUAAAAAAGCAAAGCAAACGUUGGUUUCGGCGAAAUAUUGUGUGUAAAACUAAGAUUUUUUCAAAAAUGGGCAAAUAUACCAUAGUGGAAUUUGAGGACGGACUGCAACUAGUUCCCACCAUAUGGAUAACAAACAACAUUUGUAGCUGGCCAAAAUGCCCUGUACAGAUAGAAAUAAACAAAGCAAUUGAAGCUGCCAAGGCUCCGCAAGCUAAUUGGACCACUUAUAGAAUCUUAAAAGUCUUUGGAAGUGCAGAUUCAUAUGUCGAUGGAAUUCGUAAACUAAAAUUAGCUGAAAAGUUUUCCGACGUGGACAGCAACUCGGAUAUAGAGACAUCAAAAAAGAAAAGGCAGAGUAGGGCUAAAAAAAUCAUCUAUUCUGAUGAUGAUGCCGAAGAUCAGCAACCACAACGGAAGUCAAACAUUCUUCCCCCUCCUCCACGGCCUGUUACUUUAAUUAAAAAUAUAACUGUAUCAAAAAUAGCGCCUAGUUCAGAAAAUAUAGAGGUGCCGCAGUGGACCCAGAAUGCAUUAGAUGUUGACGAGGAAGAAUAUUCUGAAGUUGAAAACACUUUAAGCCAAAGUUUUGAGGCAUCAGUGCAAAGAAAUACAAAUAUUGUCAAACAUGUAAAUAAAAUAGAAACUAAAGCAGACACAGAUCCUCAUCUGCCCAUGAUAUUAAGAAAACUGAACGCAAUAAGCCUUAAAAUAGAUAUGGUGAGGGAUGAGGUAAGAUCACUUAAAAUUGACAAAGAAAAUGAUCCUAAAGAAGCUGGUAGUGAAAUAGAUUUUGAUAUUCCCCUAAGGAGCAUGGACCAACUAGAGCAAAUGGAGCGAGAAGUAGAAAAUUCAGAAUACUACAAAAACCUGGUUACUUUUUUAAAAGGUAUUGGUAAAGGAAAUUCCAUAAACGAUGCUACAACCAUGAUUUUAAAACGACUAUUUAUAAAUGAAUUAGCUGUGAAGUUUACAUUUGGUGGACACAAAAAGAAUAAAAGGUGCUUUAAGGAACUCUGCCUCCACAAAAUUGUUUUAAAAGUUGUGCGUCUCCAUUUCAAUCAAAGUACUGAACAGGAAAUUAACAAGGCAAUAGAAAAAUGGUUAAUUCAAGCAAACUUAAGGCUAACCAGAGAACAAGCGAAACAAAACGACACUAUUGCUGAAUGAAAACUAUUAAUGAAGUCAAGUACCCCCACAGCGAAAAUACACAAUUAUUUUAUAUCUAGAAAACUAGGAAGAGCCAUUUUUGAUAUGCGUUCCUUAUCUUUUAUUUAGGUGUGCAUUGACCCUAAGACAUGAGAUUUUUUCGUUUCUUUUAAUUUUUAUAUUUUUAUAUUUAUGUCCAAAUUCGUUUAUACAUAAUUAAUGUUAUUUUUUUUGUUAAGCCAUGCUAGACUACACAAUUUGUCGGGUUCCUCGAUCUGCAGAGCGACCUGGUUAGAUUGGGUGUUGUAAACGUGUCGGGUCGAUUUUUUAGUUGAAAACCAUUAACAUCCAAAUUAAAAUAGUUUUAAAAUUUAAAUGUCAAUGUUUUUAAUGUAAAAAUCGGCCCGACACGUUUACACCACUCAAUCUAUAGAUAUAAGAUCCCUUUGCAGAUCGCCGGAUCCGACAAAUUGGGUUGUCUAGCCCAGCUAUGUUAAGAAUACGAAAUUUUGUUUUUGCGUUCCUUAUCUCUUAUUUAGGUGUGCAUUGACCCUAAGACAUGAGAUUUUUUCGUUUCUUUUAAUUUUUAUAUUUUUAUAUUUAUGUCCAAAUUCGUUUAUACAUAAUUAAUGUUAUUUUUUUGUUAAGCCAUGCUAGACUACCCAAUUUGUUGGGUUCCUCGAUCUGCAGAGCGACCUGGUUAGAUUGGGUGUUGUAAACGUGUCGGGUCGAUUUUUUAGUUGAAA